AUGGCGGAUACCAAGAGCCCAACUCGGGUCGACAUUACAGAUGCCUCGCCGUCGUCAGAUGGCGGUUUGGACCAUGCACCCACCAACUCCCCAGAGAACCUGUCCCACAAGCGGUCGACAUGGAGGCGAUUGGUCGGAUACUUCUGGGAUUCUGUAGACGGAGAUCCUAGGGACAGGCGAUACAUUCAGAAACUCGAUACCUUUCUCUUCUCAUCCAUCUGCUUGGGCUACUUCGUCAAGUAUCUCGACCAAACCAACAUCAGUAAUGCCUUUGUCAGUGGUAUGAAGGAAGACCUUGGCCUUUAUGGAAAUGAGCGAAACUGGUUGAACAGCUACUUCAACAUCGGCUAUUUGAUUGGAACCGUGCCGACGCAGAUGGUACAACUCCGAUACGUCCGACCAUCUAUCUGGAUCCCUCUGUGCGAGGUCCUUUGGUCGAUCAUGGUCAUGGCCAUGGCGGGUGCGAAAAAUGUUGAAACUAAUCAAGAGUUGGCUGACCGUCGCUGCAAGCUUUACGUCCUCCGCUUCUUCUGCGGCCUGUUUGAAGCUUGUGCCUUUCCUGGAUACGCGGCAUUGCUCGGCGGCUGGUACGGCCCUCAGGAGCUAACCAAGAGGGUGGCAAUCUUUGAGCAAACUAGUGCCAUUGCGUCCAUGUUUAGUGGUUAUCUGCAAGCUGCGCUCUACCAAGGCUUGAAUGGGCACAAUGGCCUAGCUGGCUGGAGGUGGCUCUUCAUCUUUGAUGGAAUCAUAUCGAUCCCCAUAGCAGUCUGGGGCUUCUUCGCGAUCCCCGACCUCCCGCACACCACACGCGCGUUCUACUGGAAGGGUGAUGACAAAGAAUAUGGAAUCAAACGCGCAGAAAAUCAUGGACUGGUUGCUCCCAGGAAGCUGACACUAAGAGCCAUCUCGGGGGUGUUCCUGAACUGGAGGUUGUGGGUGUUUAUUCUGCCGUAUUUGAUGGUCGCCCAAUCGGGCAGCGGAACUGGGUACUUUAAUCUAUAUCUCAAGGAUGCUGGGUACAGCGUCGUGCAAACAAACGUCCUGCCAACUGCCGGCAGUGCCAUCAGCGUCGUCGCGGCAUUUCUCGCUGGCAGUAUCGUCGACGCAACUGGAGCAAGGUUCACAGUCUCCGUCAUCAUACAGCUUGCAGUCCUGGUAUCCAACAUCUUGCUGGCUGUUUGGUCAAUCCCGGAGCGAGCAAAGAUGUUUGCCUACUUUUUGUCCUAUGUCGGGGCGGCCGCACAACCAAUCAUCAUCUCGUGGGGCCAACAUUUGACUGCCGGUGAUCCCAUUCUUCGACAGCUUCUUGUUGCCACUGGCAACAUUUUUACCUACAGUUUUUCAACAUGGAUGCCACUGGUUCUCUUCCCAACAAAUGAUGCCCCUCACUACAAAUACGGAUACCAGAUUUUGAUCCUCUGGGGCGGUCUUGCAAUCACAGGAGCAUACUUGAUGAGGGUCCUUAGCAAGCAAUUUAGCCGGAAAACAAGGGAUAUCGAAGGCUGA
Molecule: messenger RNA, 1506 nt
Organism: Clonostachys rhizophaga
Lineage: Eukaryota; Fungi; Ascomycota; Sordariomycetes; Hypocreales; Bionectriaceae
Source: the annotation of a GenBank genome assembly